UGCUCUGAUCCAUUUUUUUUUUUUAAAUUAUUUUUGUUUGGGUUAGUGUAUCUGAAAUAUUCGUACAAAAACGACUAGACGAGGUCCAGGUCUCCAGUCUCCCCAAAAUCCUCGCGCUCCUCCUCUUUCCCUCUUCUUUGUUAAUAUCAUACCGGACGAAAAUCUAUUCAAUAUUACACAAACUGCCACUGUCUUCUUCUUCUUCUUCCUCUUGACUCUUCUCCCAAAAAAAAAAAAAAAGUCUACUCUCUGCUAACAGAUUGUAUACGCCAUAUUUUAUUUAUAUCUAUAAUUCUUUCAAGCCGUGAGUCUUCGAAAGUUGUUUACCAUUAGAAUACUUUGGUUUUGCCCCGUACUCAAAAAAAAAAAAAAAAAAAAAAAGAAAAGAAUCUCUAUUAGCACAAUUAAAUGCCACUCCUUUUUCCAUUGCAAUAGGCAUAUCUUCCAUUUAUUGUCUUCCAAGCUUAGUUUUCAGAUCUGGAGAUAGUGGGGUUCCAGUUAUUAUUUUGGUAUUUUUAAAUUUUGAAAAGUUGUGGAUUUUUUUAUUAUUAUUAUUUUAUUUUUGGGUUUGAAGAGAAUAUAUAUAUAUAUAUAUACGUGCGUGUGUGUGUGGGGGGGAAUUCUAAGCUGAUUCAUUGUCUACGAGCUCGUCGUUGGAGAGGGUGCGAUUGAUUCAAAGAGAAGAAAUGCAAACGAGCAUCCAGAACUGGGGAAGAGAAAGAAACUUAGUGAAGGUGACGAACGAGAAAGAUGAUGAGCUGGCUUUGUUCCUUGAGAUGCGUAGACGAGAGAAAGAGAACAAUCUUCUUCUCCUUCCCGGUAACAACAACAACAACAACAACAACAACAACAGUAACUCUGAUGAGCUCGAUGCUUCUCUUAUCGACUCUAAUAACAACGGAAAUUCGAUUAUUUCCAAGAGCUUCUCAUCUAUGCCAUUGCAGCGCAAGACCCGUGCUGAUGAAUUCUUGAAUUCCGAAAAUGAUAAAUCUGAUUACGACUGGCUUCUUACACCCCCUGCAACCCCACUUUUUCCUUCUUCGGAGAUGGACGCACAGAAAACAAUAACGACCCAGAAUGAGGGGCCACCUGUUCGUCCCACUGCUCUAAGAUCGAGGCUAGCAAAUAUCCAGUUAGAACCUGCUUCAAAGAGCAAUAUAGCAUCUAAGCAUCCAACGUUGCCAUCCAUAUUGAAUUCUUCCAGUAUUGGUAACAAAAAGCCUUCACCAUCUGGUGGAACAAAAACAGCUCCUCGUAGAUCUGCAACUCCAACUGGCCGGUCCACAUUGCCUUCAACAACCAAGUCCUCAAGAUCCUCCACACCAAGUUCACGGGCCACUUUACUUUCCACAAAGCCUGUGGCUCCUCCAGUGAGGUCUUCAACUCCAACUCGGUCCUCUGCGCGAUCUUCAACACCAACUGCUAGACCUUCUGUAUCUGCAUCCAAACCAACAGCAAGAUCAGCAACACCAACCCGUCAACAAUCAAACCCAUCGAGUUUGCCCUCUGUAUCUGGUCCUGCUGCACGAUCUGCUUCAGCAUCGAAGGUACGUCCUACUAGCUCCAAAAAUCCAGUGCCAUCACGUGGCAGCUCACCCACAGUAAAAUCUAGGCCUUGGAAACCCUCUGAGAUGCCUGGUUUCUCGCUUGAUGCUCCCCCAAAUCUAAGGACAACAGUGCCAGAAAGGCCGGCAUCUGCUUCUAGGGGUCGGCCAGGAGUGCCAAGUUUCAGGUCAUCAUCUGCUGCCAUUGGCUCCGACACAAGACCAAGACAACAAUCAUGUUCUCCAUCUAGAGGGCGGACUACUCAUGCUAAUGCUUCUACUAAUGGGAUCUCCAUUUCAGCUAUGAGCAAAUCUCGUUACAGUGAUAGUGACAAAGUGUCCCCUCUUCUUGUUGGGACAAAAAUGGUUGAAAGAGUCGUAAACAUGAGGAAACUGGCUCCACCAAAGCAGGAUGAUCGUCACUCUAUGCAUAAUAAUUCCACGGGGAAAUCUUUGUCCUCUGACAGCUCAGGCUUUGGAAGAACACUUUCAAAGAAAUCCCUUGAUAUGGCUAUGAGACAUAUGGAUAUAAGGCGAAGCAUGCAAGGUAAUCUACAGACACGUGUGACAAAUAUUCCAGCUUCCUCCGUCUACAGUAUCAGAUCGGCACCGACAAAAAGCAAGACAACCAGCAUUGCAGACUCUCCUCUUGCCACAAGCAGCAGUGCUAGCUCUGAACCAAGUGUCAACAAUACUUCUGUUUGUAUAGAUGGAAUUGAAAAUGAAGAUAUUGAACUUGGAAGCCAGCAAGAAGUUUCUUCUUCCUUUAGCGGGCAAGGCAGGUGACCCCAUCUAUCUUAUUUACACUGUGGUUCAUCGGCUAAAUAUUUAUGCUAAAGUCCAACUCAAAAGGAGUUGAAUGUGGCAGGAGUAUAUGUUAUAGUUCUGUAUAAUUUAUUGGAAAGUUUGCAUGUUGGAAUGUGUUGGGCCUCCGUUAAUGUUGGUAGAAGUAGCAGGCACAUACGAAGGUCAAUCAUUAAACUGUUCCUUGGGAAUGAUUCGUACUGCAAUUUGAUUUUAUUGGAAACUGAAGAGCUCCUUCAGCUUUUUUUAUCUGCUGCAAUAUAUCUAGAUCCAUAAUAUGUUCAGAAAACCUUUAGCAAUAUAAAAGUACCGUUUUUUUUCUCCCUCAGAACAGUCUCUCACUGUCAAGUAGAAUGGAUCAGAAAUUUGUAUGUGAAAUAAAAAUUGAGGAUUUGCGUUAUUCUA
Messenger RNA from Ziziphus jujuba (common jujube), 2753 nucleotides. RefSeq lists its product as uncharacterized. NCBI's taxonomy places the organism in Eukaryota, Viridiplantae, Streptophyta, Magnoliopsida, Rosales, Rhamnaceae. Gene Ontology annotation, cellular component: cortical microtubule. The transcript is spliced from 5 exons. The record is from RefSeq and is a predicted model, not a curated record. The coding region runs from base 687 to 2330 and encodes 547 amino acids. Gene Ontology annotation, biological process: cortical microtubule organization.